AUGUCAUGUUCUUUGGAAACUUGCUUAGACCUUAAGGUUAAUUGCUUUUUAGGCUUCCUCCACGCCAGAAAUUCACUUUUUGAACAAUAAGAAUUAUGUGUCACCGGAGUGGGGCAGAAUUUUAGAGAUGCUUAGGUGGGGCAUGGCCCUAAAAAAAAAGAACCGAAAGAAUGUAACGGCCGGCCGGUCGCGCGUGCUUAGUGGGGCAGAGCCGGUGUACAACACUAUAGUCCCGGGUAUUAAUAGUCUGCGGAGCAUGGGCCGAGUACCGUUAAGGCCGAAUACGAUACACUUCGGUAUCUUACUUAACGGAGAAUGCCUUGUAAGAGCGAAAUGCGUAGAGCCGCGAGGAGGAAUCAUCGACAGACGCGCUAGUUCAAACAGCGUGAUGGUACUUUUAUGCAUUUUGUGUCACGCAAAUGAAUAUCCGGAGACGAAACAAUCGAGACCGGGCGACGUCGAUUCGACAACGGAAUCUAACGAACCCCCGGAAGGAUAUUACGCUUUUGUGAAGUCGCCGAACGCGGAGCCGCCUAAAGUGAGGCCUCCACCUUACAUAGACAGCGACAAAGAAUGCCACGCGUCGACACCGACGAGAAACGAAGCAGAAGCAAACGAUCGUCCGAUUCAGAGAGCGCGUUGGACACACUGCGAAACGGUCGUAAAUUCUGCGAGAAUGGCGGAGGAGUGGUGUGCAUGCUGUACAAGGCUAUACAAGGCGAACCAUUGGCUACCUCGGCGGCUGAACGCCGUGACGAGCCCUCCACGCCCGAGUAUCGUCAACGAACACCACCGCAAGAGAAGCCAGAGUACACCGGUCCACCCACUCCUUGUCCAGCCAAAGUGGAGUACGCGACACCGGUGUUCGCCAAGAACUAUCAAGGAGUUUGGCGCUACGUAGUCCAAAUCCCUUACGAGGGUUACUUCACGCAGACUAUCGAAGUAACCAGAUGCAUGCAAUCGAGGUGCCAUUAUCUCGACGGUGGCUGCCUGUCGUCGCCAAGAUGGACUAGCCUUCUAGUAGCGGAGAUAUUCUAUCCCGACACGUUCCUGGAAGAGAAUCAAAACACGAGAGUUGCCGGCCUGAAGGACGCCGCCGGCUCACCGCCCCCCGUUCACGAUUUCCAGAAUUACCAACAGUACCUGCAGAAACGCGCCGGGGAGAACGAGGCUCGCAACAGUGGAUCCCAGCAUCAUUGCGACGGCGUCGACGAGAUGGGUUGCUUCCAGGUGAGACUGUACUACGACUGGUUCCUGGUACCGGGAAGCUGCAAGUGUUGGCGCCCCGAUUACUUCAAUCGCUACGUACGUCGAAGUGGAUCUAACGUUGAAUUGUGAUGGCGGUAUCGCAUGCCAGAUCGCGUGGAUGAGCAAUAGGACACGCUUGCGACACGCUUGGAUCGAUAAACCUAUCAGAUUUAACCUCGAUGUCUCGAUCGACCGAUCGAAAAAUGUUUCGCGUAAUACAGGGUAGGCCAAAGAUCACUUCCUACCGGUGAUUUAAAUUUAAUUUGAAAUUAAUGAAAUUAGUCAUGUCUUCUUAUAUUUUGAUAUUUCAUUGAAAAAAAAAAAGGUAGGAAGAAACUUAUAGCCCACCCUUUGUACACAACGAAGAAUUGCUUUUCUAUAAAAUCGGCUGGAAAUGACCGUCGAAUGAGAAGAAUCGCGACCGACGUACAUGGUAGCUUUAAUAUAUUGAUAAUACAUCGACUGCUGUUAAACCUGCAGCAUUGUGCGUGUUAAAGACUGAAGAAAAGUACCAUUAUAUCGCGAACGCAGUAGAACGCGCGCUAAUGGAAAAGUUUGCCUCAACGCGCGUUGUUACCAAGUAUUUCUUUCUCUUUUCCUUUUUUUCCUCUUCUUUUUCUCUCUUUUUUUUUUU
Messenger RNA from Heterotrigona itama, 1882 nucleotides. The record is from the annotation of a GenBank genome assembly. NCBI's taxonomy places the organism in Eukaryota, Metazoa, Arthropoda, Insecta, Hymenoptera, Apidae.